Molecule: messenger RNA, 528 nt
Organism: Arabidopsis thaliana (thale cress)
Lineage: Eukaryota; Viridiplantae; Streptophyta; Magnoliopsida; Brassicales; Brassicaceae
Product: Ubiquitin-like superfamily protein
Exons: 1
Coding region: 1-528 (175 amino acids)
Source: RefSeq, marked reviewed
AUGAAGGUGAGUGUGGAGAUAAUAACGGGAACAUUUAUAGAUACGGACGUGAGUGAAGAUGCGACGGUCAAGCAAAUGAAGGAGAAGAUCGCGGUGGAGGUGAAAUUGCCGGUGACGCGUUUGAUACUUGUCAUUGGAGAUGAAGAGACGAGAAGAUUGGUGAUGGAGGAUGAAGAUGACAUGAUGUUGAGAGAUUUAGGAGUGGGAGAAGAUUCUCAUAUCUAUUUGUUCUUUAAGCAUCCUGAUUUGGUUUCUAAGGAAGAGAGAUCUAAAGGAGAAGAUGAUGAUGAUCCUAUGGAGGAGGUUUCUUCGGAAGCAGAGAGUGGAAGAGGAAACGAAGAAGAAGUCGAAAAGGCAAAAAUAGACGGUGAAGAGGAAGAUCAAGCGAUGAAAGAUGAAGAAGAAGAUAGAGAUGUGAAAGUAGAAGAAGAUGAAGAAGAGAAGGAGAAGGAGAAGGAUGGUGAAGCAAAGUAUGUUAAAGAGGAAGCAAGAGAGGUUGAAGAAGCAGAUAAUAAACAAGAAAAUUAG